This is a messenger RNA of Nomascus leucogenys (northern white-cheeked gibbon), 912 nucleotides long. RefSeq names its product golgin subfamily A member 6-like protein 2. NCBI's taxonomy places the organism in Eukaryota, Metazoa, Chordata, Mammalia, Primates, Hylobatidae. The record is from RefSeq and is a predicted model, not a curated record. The transcript is spliced from 5 exons. Bases 187 to 873 code for a protein of 228 amino acids.
UAAGUUACUGAGAAUGACCGCAUAGGGGCUGGCGGGAGCAUGUGGCCACAUACGCAAGCACAUGUAACCACGCAUGUACCCAUGGGAGGGUGUGCACAGUCCCGCGCAUCGGAGCCCCUCCAGCAAGGCGAAGGACUCUGCAGGGGAUGGCAUGGGACAGGCAAGGGUUAGGCCUGACUCCCCUCCAUGUCCCUGUCCCUGUCCCCCAACCUCAGGAGGGUCCCCAGUUGCUCCACGUGUGGGACUUCGAUCGGCUGCUGCGCGAGUCCCAGCGGGAGGUGCUGCGGCUGCAGAGGCAGAUCGCGCUGCGCAACCAGCGGGAGACGCCGCCGCUCCCGCCGUCCCGGCCCCGGGCCCUGCUCUCCAGGCCAGAGCAGAGGCGCCGGCUCCCGGGCCCCGGGAGAGGCCACGCCCCAGGAGGAUGCGGACAACCUACCCAUGAUUCUAGGGGAGCCAGAGAAAGAGCAGAGGGUGCAGCAGCUGGAAUCGGAGCUCAGCAAGAAGCGAAAGAAAUGCCAGAGCCUGGAGCAGGAGGCCCGGAAAAAGCAGAGGCGAUGUGAGGAGCUGGAACUGCAGCUGAGAGAAGCGCAGAACUGGUGGAGGAGAACUCCCGGCUCUGUGGGAGAGCCCCAGAGAAGGAGCAGGUACCACUUCCGCCCAGGUGGAAUGGGAGAAUGCGGAGCUGAGGGGCCAGCUCCUGGGGGUGACACGGGAGAGGGACUCAGCCCUUCGCAAGAGCCAGGGCCUGCAGAGCAAGCUGGAGAGCCUGGAGCAAGUGCUGAAGGUGAGGGGAUGGUGCAGGUGGGAGAGGGUGCUGGGCCCUGGCAUGGGGAGCAAGUGGGACAGCAGAAUCUGCUUAGUGAGGGGCACUAAGGCCUGGGCCUGGAGCUGCCUCAGGCUCAGUUUCCUUUG